CCGUUUCCCUCCCCUCAGCUUCUUACCCGCCCCCCCCCCUUUCCCCUUCAAGAAGCCGGCUCUGGGGCGCGUUCACCCCUGUGAGGAGGCCGGAGGCCAGACUCGGGAGGCGCUCUCUCCACUCCCGGAAGAUCAUGUACCAGCCUUGCCGGGGGGCGGCCCGACAUCUCGGCCCCUGCCUCCGCGCCUACCAAGUUCGACCCCAGGACCAGCUUUCUCCAUGGGCCCUACCAUUCCCACCACUUUGGCCCCACUCCACAACAACCACUUCUACAUCUUCUCCCAUCCUCUGGUCUCCCCCACCCCCAUGCCCUGCCACUCGGUUACUUCCUCAGACUCCCCCACUACCUCUACCUCUCCCUCAGGUCGAGGCCCUCAACUCACCAUGGGUGGUUCUCCCUCCAGGAAAUGGGGAGGAGGGACUGGGACCUGAGUUGCACAGGGGUUGCCUGGAAGGGCUUAGAAGCCUCUUUGAGGGACAACCUCCCUGCCCCUAUCCUGGGGCUUUGAUACCCUUCCAAGCCCCUGGUACUGCCCACCCUUCCCCUGCCACUCCAUCAGGGGAUCCCAAUAUGGAGGAGCACUUGGCAGUCAUGUAUGAAAGACUGAGACAAGAGCUUCCCAACCUCUUCCUUUAUUCCCACGACUACACACUCUACUCAUCAGAUGUGGAAUUCAUCAAUGAGAUCCUGAACAUACGUACCAAGGGCCGGGCAUGGUACAUUCUAUCAUUGACCCUCUGCCGUUUCCUGGCCUGGAACUAUUUUGCACAACUUCGAUUGGAGGUUCUACAACUGACCCGCCACCCUGAAAAUUGGACCCUGCAAGCCCGUUGGAGGCUCGUGGGGCUGCCCAUCCACAUGCUAUUUCUGCGAUUCUACAAGCGUGACAAGGACGAACUUUACCGGACCUACGAUGCCUAUUCUACCUUCUUCCUGAAUUCCAGUGGCCUCAUUUGUCGCCAUCACCUAGAUAAACUGAUGCCUUCACACUCACCCCCAACACCUGUGAAGAAGCUGCUAGUGGGAGCCCUGGGAGCCCUGGGGCUGUCAGAACCAGAACCCAGCUUACAUGUGUAUUCUAAGGCCUGAGGGAGAACUGGGGGGAGGACAGCACUGAAGACUUUGUAACGCACAAGAGAAGGGGAUGGAGGCAGCCAAGAGUCUCAGGAGCCAGCUUCCUCCCCUUAUUUGUCUCCUUCCUUUCUUUCCAUCUCAUGCUGUGUAAAGCUGCUGUAUAAUUUAACUUGUAAAUAAUAAAACUAAAGUGAAUAUGUAAUAGA
Orycteropus afer afer is the source of this 1282-nucleotide messenger RNA. RefSeq names its product chromosome unknown C6orf136 homolog (gene CUNH6orf136). The record is from RefSeq and is a predicted model, not a curated record. NCBI's taxonomy places the organism in Eukaryota, Metazoa, Chordata, Mammalia, Tubulidentata, Orycteropodidae.